CAGUCGAAUUCGGCUCGUAAUUGUAUACAUCUUACAAUUUUAUAUAAAUGUUAAUAUAAUAUGUAGUUUCAAAAAUGUCAGAAUACGAUAAAUGUUUGAUUGGAAAAUUAGUUUUAAAGGGAGAUGAGCGAAGAAAGAAGAAAAAGCGAAAGCUCCAUAAAGAAAAUCCGAAUGAUUCGAAGAUUCUGAAACCCGAGAUAGAUUACGACGCUUCCAAACAUGGUGGCUGGGCUAUUUCUAAAGACUUUUCUGAUCUCAUUGGUGCUGUUGCUAUCGAAUUUCGGGAAAAUAGUUAUAUAAAAGCAUUAGAAAAUGGACUCAUCUCAUUGGGGCUACCACAUUUACAUGGCGAGGGUCCCCAUCCUGAAGAAAUUUUUUCUGUUCUCCCAGUUAAUGGUGAUAAAAUUUCAUUUAAAUCUGGUUAUGGGAAAUAUCUAGGCAUUGAAAAAGACGGAAAAAUCACUGGAAGAUCAGAUGCUGUUGGCAUAAUGGAACAGUGGCAGCCACUUUUUGAAGAUGGUAAAAUGUCAUUCCUAUCAGAGAUUGGAAGCUUCAUGUCAAUAAAUCCUGAAACCGGCGCUUGCACCGCUUCUAAAAGAAGUGUUGCUGAGAAUGAGAAAUUCAAACUACGUUGCAAAUCUUUAAAAAAUCCGGUUAAAAAUUGCGAAUUUAAGGGAGAUUUAAAUAAACUCGAAAAGGACUGUGUUAAAAAAUUCCAGAAAUUUCAAAAUAAGAAACUCCGAAUUUGUGAAGAUGGCAACGAACAGCUAGAGCGGGCUGAGGAAAACGGAUCGUUCCACGAAACACUUUUAGAUAGACGUGCGAAAAUGAAAUCUGACCGUUAUUGUAAAUGAUUUAAAUAUAAUAAAUUCUUAAUUGAUUAAGCAUACAAAAUCAAA
Teleopsis dalmanni is the source of this 899-nucleotide messenger RNA. It is a transcript of the gene FRG1, whose product is annotated as protein FRG1 homolog. Gene Ontology annotation, molecular function: actin filament binding. Bases 75 to 854 code for a protein of 259 amino acids. Gene Ontology annotation, cellular component: catalytic step 2 spliceosome; nucleolus; striated muscle dense body. The record is from RefSeq and is a predicted model, not a curated record. The transcript is spliced from 4 exons. Lineage: Eukaryota; Metazoa; Arthropoda; Insecta; Diptera; Diopsidae.